Messenger RNA from Dreissena polymorpha, 3040 nucleotides. Its product is annotated as zinc finger protein ZFP2-like. Gene Ontology annotation, biological process: regulation of transcription by RNA polymerase II. The record is from RefSeq and is a predicted model, not a curated record. Gene Ontology annotation, molecular function: DNA-binding transcription factor activity, RNA polymerase II-specific; RNA polymerase II cis-regulatory region sequence-specific DNA binding. The coding region runs from base 174 to 1955 and encodes 593 amino acids. Gene Ontology annotation, cellular component: nucleus. The transcript is spliced from 7 exons. Lineage: Eukaryota; Metazoa; Mollusca; Bivalvia; Myida; Dreissenidae.
AUAAUAUUUAAGGACAUCUACUUUUGUGCUCAAAUUAGCGAUCUAUUCAUGGACGCACUAGAAGAGAAAUCGUACACAGAUCAUAAGCUGCUUAAAUUUAAGUCUCUUGUUAGUAUUAAACGUCAUUGUUAAAAAACAAAACGCUUGAUGAACUGAAAUGUUUAGUGGAGAGGAUGGAUGCCUCCAACAAGAUCCUAGCUAGAACAUUGCUCAAUAAUGCAUUUACAGCUAUUUUAAUGAUCUUCGAUAAUGCAAACACAAUUGAAAAAAUAUCUACUGAAAGCAAUAUCCAGAAUUUAGAAAAUUGUCCUCCGUUGAAAAAACAUGAUGCUGAAAAAACAAAGCAUGACAUGCAUGGAUCUUUUAGUGAGGUGGAGGAAGGAAAAUCCAGCAAUGAUUCUGCCAAGGACAAAGUCAUUAGUAAUGAGUUUAACGCAAAUAAUAACAAAUUUAGGGUUGAAAUUGCAGAAUAUGAGCAUGACCAUCAUAUACACAAAAAUAUUGAGAGGCAAGACCCUUGCAUAAACAAUCCAGAGUGUACGGAAAUUUCAACUCCAUGGCUGCCUGUGGAAAAUAAUUUGUCAGAAGAUGGUGACGGCACAAUUUGUAAGCAAGAGCUUACAAAUGAUAAUUCUCAGACUAUCAGAAAUGAUGAAAAGAUCACUUUUGAGUUCAUUCGGAUUUCAGAUGGGUCAGCCUAUCAGAUGAUUGUUGAAGAAAAAGUUGCUAACAACAGCAACCAAGCAGGGGAGGCAGAUUUAGGCUCUGUUGUUAGGAGAUCAAAAAGGAAAGUCAAACAUAGUACUGAAGAUGGUGAUGACCUUGCGCAUAGCGAUGAACCAUCACUGCUAGGUAACAAGGCCAAACGAGGCAAAGGUCGACCUUGUACAGGAAAACUACCAGAGCCUUUGAUAAACGACAAAGGUGAAAAAGUUCACGUUUGUGAAGUCUGCAAGCUCGAAUUGAAAACAUACCAUUCAUUACUUGUGCACACACGCACCCACACAGGCCAACGCCCGUUCGCCUGCGAGAUUUGCCAGAAGACGUUUACGACGAAGGGCAACAUGACGGCCCACAUGUCCACGACCCACAGCGAGGUGAAGCCCUGGACAUGUGAGAGCUGUGGCAAGGCAUUCAAGGAGAAGAAAGUUCUGGAGGUCCAUAUGAGAACCCAUACUGGGGAAAAACCAUACAGCUGCCCCGAGUGCUCCAAAUGUUUCAACCAGAAUGGUGUAUUGAAGGAGCACAUGUUGAUUCAUGAGGGAGUCAAACCACACCUCUGUGACCUAUGUGGCCAGUACUUCAGAACCAUGUCGAACCUGAAGGCUCACAAACGCAGACAUGAGAACGAACUCAGGCUGCAGUGUCCCACUUGUGGACUGUAUUUCUCAGGAAAAAAUGCCUUGAAGCAACACGAAGCGAUUCAUAAUGUUGAAACAACCUGUGAAAUGUGCAAUAUUGCCUUCAAUUCAACAGAUAGUUUGCAGCAGCAUCUUUUCUCCGUUCAUGGAGAGUUGACUGCUACUCAAAUAUAUCAGUGCACAGACUGCAAUCAGAAUUUCUUGAACCAGUCUGAAUUUGUUAUUCACAGGAAGUUGCAUGGGGAUUUUGUGGUAACCAGUCAGAUGCAGGAAGUGGGUGGGGUGAAUGAAAACUUUAUUUUCAGCCAGUCUGGCAUCGAGACAGUGUAUCUGACAACAGAAAAUUCAAACGAGAGUAAGCAAUUAAUGACUUUUGGAGAUCAGGAACCAGUAAAAAUAAUUGUAGGUGACAAUGUCGGGAUGGAUUUUGAGAAAUUUCAGCUGAUCUCUGCAGCCAUGAAUGCUGAUGUUUCACUUCUCAAUUCGGACAGCAGCAAGCCGUUGUACCAGGUGUACUGUGUUAACCCCAAUACUCAGGAGGUCUUAGGUCAGGUUCAGGACCCAGACGAUGCUUCCAUUGUCUUGAACUCAUAGACUGCAUAUUUACCCUUGCACUUUCAAGACAAAAUAGACCUGUGGGUAUAUACAAUUAUCAACCUUAAUUUUUGUUCAAGAUUCUUAGUUCAGGGAUUUUAAGUAAAUAACAGCCAUGUGCAAUUGUUCAUUAACCAGGCUGUCACCCUUUGUGUGCGGGUUGCUUCAAGCAUGAACCCGGUAGUUUCAUUUGGGGAAAAAAGUCAAAGGGUCAAGUUUACCAUUUCUUAAGAUAGAAAAAUGUUUUGUGCUCAACGACUUUAUCUUUUGGCAUAGUAAUUAUCCUGAAAUUUAUUGUGCAGGUAAUAUAUAUAUGUAUACCAGCUUGGGAUGUCAAAGUUGGGUAUAGAUCAAGGUCACUGUAAGUGUUUUUAAAUAUUGAAAAUCUCUGCACAAUAGUUUUCAUUUUUAUGCAUGUAAUGAUUCAAAUUUGUGUUUGUUUGUAGCUUACUUUCAGUUGAAACAAGUUGGAUCAAGGUCAAAUUACUUAAAAUUUUACUUAAAAUACAAAAACGGUUUCCCUCUCAAUAACUUCAGUUCGGAUGGAUGAAUUGCGCGAACAUUGUGUGUGUUGAUAGAUUUCAAGCAAGCCUUGCUUGGGAUUGAACAAUCAUUUAAAUACCUAACUAAAAUAUUGAAAACCCUUUCAUGGCAUUGCAAAGGUUCUUGUUUAAUGUAACCCAUAAGUGGUAAACACUUUUAUUGAUGAACAACUGUGUACAAGUCAAUGUUUUUCAUUAAGUAACCAGUGAAUGAUUGAUUUUUUCACAAGCGGUUAUACAGAAAGAUAUUUUCACAAGUGCCAUUCCAGGACAUUAAGAUGAAAGUUGUCCUGUAUUGCACCUUAUACUGUAAAGACCACCAACAGCAGGAGGUUGAGCUUUAUGACAAGUGUCAUGAUCUGUGCGGCGUUUAAUGAAGUUUUAUCUAUAUCUUUCAUGGAUUUAUGAUAUAAACAUUUUUGUGAAUAUUCUACACGGAUUUAUAUUUGUUAGAAAAAGUAACAAACUGGUAUAUUGAUGUAAUUGAUAGAUAUGUUUUUAUAAAAUGUUUGGUCUGUGAAAAUUAUAUAAUCUGUAAAUAUC